This is a messenger RNA of Linum tenue, 2640 nucleotides long. The record is from the annotation of a GenBank genome assembly. Lineage: Eukaryota; Viridiplantae; Streptophyta; Magnoliopsida; Malpighiales; Linaceae.
CUUUGUCGUAGAUUUUGAAACGGUCUCUCCAACAACUCUCCCUUCUCUUCUUCCCCUUCGAUUGCGGUCUCCCAACGCUGCCUUCUCUCUCCCUCUCUCUCUGUUUUUUCUCUUCCUCUGUGGUGUUGUGGUUGAAUUUGGAUUCUUUCUCCGCCGUUGGUUCUCAAACUUCCCCUGUCUCUGAAUCUUCUUUAGCUAAAUCUCUAUGUUUAGCUAGCAGGUCGAAAUCUCUCUGCUUUUUUUCCCUGCCAUCAAACUUGCCUUUCCGCUGGUGUUGUUUUUAUGGCAAUAAUGGCGAUGACAUCAUGGAUCCUCCACCGACUCUAUUAAUCCUAUCUGUUUCUUUAUCUCCCUUUUAUCUUUCCCUUUAUUAGGAUUCUCCUCCACCUCUGUCUCUCAAGUCAAUUUCCCCGUCUCUUCUCUCCCUCCCUCUCUCUUUGCAGCUUCCCCUGUUUUUUUUCUUUGUUUUCUUUUAAAGGGUUUUUUUUGGUGGGUUUUUGCCCUCCAUCGCGCGUGCUGUUCUUUGAUUCCAGUUGGGAAAAUAAGAAAAGAGCUCCCUUUGUUUGUUUUCGAGUUAAGGGUUCGUCAUUCAGGGGAAUCGUGUGCAUUGGGUCGUCGUUUUCUUAGAGAGGUUUACUUUUAUUCUCUUCCCUCCAUUUAUAAAGAAUUUCCUGUGGCGUAGUUUGAUCAAUCAUACGGCCGGUGAUGGUGCUUUGAAUUAGUGCAAAGGUCAAUUCUUUUUCUUCUUUGUGCUCUGUUUUUAUGAUUGGAGGGAAACCCAGUUUACAGGCCUUCAAUUUUCUAGGGUUUUUGUAACAUCCAAUUAUUGGAGAGGAGGGGAGGGGAGGAAGGGGAGGUUGGUUGAAAUUGGGCUUUACCCUUUUGAUAUUUUAAUUCCUGGGAAUCGAAUUCUUCUCCCAUUCGGCCUUUUCGUGCCUGCUUUUUUGUUUCCUUCCCCUGUUUUUUUCCUGCUCUCGUUUAUAUCGGUGAAUUUCGACCUGAACAAAACCGUCGUUGAAUCUUUCCAGCUCCCAGUGAUCUCUUCUUUAUUGAGGGAAAAGAGGAAUUAGGAAUACCCAGUUGUUCUACGAUUUUGAUAUAAGCAUGGAUUCAAGGAUGGGCGAAGACGUUGAGGGUCUGAAAACAGAGAAGAAGGUCGAAGAGGGAGGUAUGAACAAUAAUAACUCUAAGGUGAAAGGUACAGGAAGUGUUAGUAGCAAAGAUAUGAUUUUUCGAGCAGACAGAAUCGAUCUCAAGAGCCUUGAUGUACAGCUGGAGAAGCAUUUGAGCAGGGUUUGGUCAAGGAACAACGUUGAGAAGCAAAAUCCUAAGGAAGAGUGGGAAAUUGAUCUCUCUAAGUUGGAUAUAAAGAACCAGAUUGCCCGUGGGACUUAUGGGACUGUUUAUAAGGGGACAUACGAUAAUCAAGAUGUUGCAGUGAAAGUACUGGAUUGGGGUGAAGAUGGGAUGAUUACAGUAGCUGAAGCCGCUUCUCUCAGGGCAUCGUUUAGGCAGGAGGUGGCAGUUUGGCAUAAGCUCGAUCAUCCUAAUGUAACAAAGUUUGUUGGAGCAUCAAUGGGAACUUCGGAUCUCAAGGUUGCAAACAAGCAGUCCGAUGGGCAUACCGCGAGGGCAUGUUGUGUCGUUGUUGAGUAUCUUCCAGGAGGAACACUCAAACAAUACUUGAUACGAAAUAGGAGGAAGAAGCUUCCCUAUAAGGUUGUGAUACAACUUGCUUUGGAUCUCUCUAGAGGUCUCAGUUACCUGCACUCAAAGAAGAUCGUGCAUCGUGAUGUGAAAUCAGAGAACAUGUUGUUGGAUGGUCAGAGGAAUCUUAAGAUUGCUGAUUUUGGUGUUGCUCGAGUUGAAGCUCAGAAUCCAAGUGAUAUGACUGGCGAAACCGGUACCCUUGGGUACAUGGCCCCUGAGGUGCUUGAUGGGAAGCCGUACAACAGAAGGUGCGAUGUUUACAGCUUCGGCAUAUGCUUGUGGGAAAUCUACUGCUGUGAUAUGCCAUACCCAGAUCUUAGCUUUGCCGAUGUCACAUCUGCUGUCGUUCGAAAUAAUCUACGACCCGAGAUCCCGAGGUGUUGCCCAAGUUCACUGGCGAACAUCAUGAAGAAAUGUUGGGAUGGACAUGCGGAGAAGCGCCCGGAGAUGGCCGAGGUUGUCAAGAUGUUGGAAGCCAUUGACACGAGCAAAGGAGGAGGGAUGAUCCCUGAAGACCAGAACCCAGGCUGUUUCUGCUUUGCCCCAACUCGUGGCCCUUGAAAUCUUCUUCGACAAUAGCUGUCUGCCGUCAUGUGAAAAAUGCUCUCUUUUUUUCACCCGUUUCUGUUUUUUGGGUUUAUGUUUUCGUUUUUUUCCUCUUAUAAAUCAAUACCUUUCUCCUGUGUACUUGUUUCGAAUUGGGAGCAAAGAGACCUGAAAGGUUGGUCUGCUUGCUAUGUCAAGGAAGGAGUGCUCCUUUUGAGCUCUGUGUUUUAUGCUCACAGUUAAUGCAAACAGGUCUCCCUGUACUGUAACCAAUUGAGCCACUAUGUCUAACCCACAUAUAGAGUCCUUGGUGUAUAUGGAUUCGUCAUGAUUCAUGCUAAUCUGUUCAGUUUCUAGUCAUUCAUCUGCAUAUUGAUCUUGUCC